This is a messenger RNA of Ixodes scapularis (black-legged tick), 693 nucleotides long. RefSeq lists its product as uncharacterized. The transcript is spliced from 3 exons. Bases 1 to 693 code for a protein of 230 amino acids. The record is from RefSeq and is a predicted model, not a curated record. NCBI's taxonomy places the organism in Eukaryota, Metazoa, Arthropoda, Arachnida, Ixodida, Ixodidae.
AUGGAAAACCUUCUGCCAUUUCUCCUUGUCUACAUUGCAGUGUGCGGUUCUGUGGCAAACGCGCAGUUGUCCUACAACACAUCUCACACUUAUCUGGAGCAGGCGCUGCGGCGGUUUGUGGAAUAUUAUCGCCUGGACCCCAUGACUCUACCGAAUGUGAACCAAUCUUUCGAAAGACGGGUAUUCUUCACGAGGUUCCGCGGACAAGCCACGCUGACCAAUGGCUCCCUGGUCGGUCUGUCAACAGUCCACAGGACGGAGUACUUCCACUUCUCGGCAACACGAAAAGGCAUUUAUGUUCACGCCGAUUUUGGGGCGGGUCCUCUCCAAUUGCUCUAUGCCGGAGAUGUGACCCUAAUCGGAAUGACUUACGCCGUUGACGUGGUCAUCGCGAUUCAGAAGAUUCGCGUCAUCUUGGAAGUCGUCGAAGAACUUGGAAAGGGUCUCAUGGUUAAGAACUUUCGAAUCAAAACCAUGGAAGGGCUGACCCUACAACUCAAGAAUCGAGGCACCUUCAGCUACAUGUUCAACUUGUUUGCGAAAGGAACCACGUAUUUCUUCGAGAAUUUGAUACGCGACAGAGUGGACAAUACACUGAGAUACGAGUUCAAUCAAGCAGCCAAGCAACUGAACGACUUUGUACUUCGAAAUUCAACCAUACCAGAAGAGACCAAUAAAACACUCACUGAGUAG